GAGUUUCCUAGUUCGUUCGAGUCGAUAGUGCGAAAAAUCCUGCGGCUACUUUUCCACGUUAUGGCACACAUUUAUCACUGCCACUUUCGGGAGAUUUCACACUUGGGGCUUCAUGUACACCUCAACUGUGUCUUCGCCCACCUUACGCUUCUUAAUCAGCGCUUUAGUCUUAUUGAUCCAAAGGAAACUGAAAUCCUUGGCGACUUAGAGGCUGCACUCUUAGGCACAGGUGACUCGGCGACUGCAUCCGGAAGUUCGCAAGCGUCGAAUGCUGUGGAAGCACCAACGACGACAUCGGGCACCUAAAAAUCAAGUCUCGAUUCAAAUGGAGAUAAAGAAAAUGAAAAAGCAAAAGUUUGAAAUUACGUCAAGAUAAUCUCUCUCUUCUGCUUCUCUCUAGAUGCUCGCUGAUCAAAAAGUGCAUGUGCGAGUGCUCAGGAGAUUCUGCUUCGUUGAGGCUAUUUGCGCUGCCUGAUUUAAUGCAGUAUUGGCUGUGUUAAACAAGACGCAUGUCGUGCUUUCAGCUUGGAGAGAAAAAGGAGAUGAGCAAUUGGUGAUAUGUAAGAACUUAAAAACGAUUCGUAUACGUGUGAGGAAAAAAAUGAAAGCUUAAAAAAGAAGAAAAAAAAAAAACAAGUAGUACCUGUAAAUAGCGAAUUAUGAAGAAGAAAGCGAGUGUACGAUGUGACUAGGUUCCUUUGUUUGCUGUUUGUGAAAUUGUACAUAAUUUAUUGCGAAAAGUGCUGAUGUAGAGAGACAAAAUUUGUUAAAGAAUUGUGAGAGUGGUGAGUGAUAAAAUACAAAUACAACACAAGAUGCAGAUAUAAUAAAUAUACACACACGUGCGUGUGUCUCUGUGUACGUAUAUGUACGUGCAUACGUGUACAUAAACAUCUAUAUACAAUACACAACACGCACCUACAUAUACAUACACAUAUGUUUCGUUCUGUAUAAAUUGAAAAUAAAACGCGAAAUAAUUAUGAUAAUAUUGUAAAGUUAUGAGAAGUAAAUAUAUACCUGGUGUUGAACUA
Molecule: messenger RNA, 1031 nt
Organism: Copidosoma floridanum
Lineage: Eukaryota; Metazoa; Arthropoda; Insecta; Hymenoptera; Encyrtidae
Product: MOB kinase activator-like 2
Source: RefSeq, a predicted model, not a curated record